GCCCCCUCCCCGGCCUCCUCCGGGCCCGCCCGAGCAACUAACACGGCUGUUACUCUGAAAAGUGAGUGGAAUGUUAACUGCCUGCCCAGGGAGGGGACACCCUGUAAUGAGAAUCCAUGGAGCCCAGGGGAAUUGUCAAAGCCUUUCCAAAGAGGAAGAAGAUGAGGGAUGACUCAGAGAGGAAGGUCCCUCCAAAGGUCCUGAAAGAGGAGGAAACUGGGAGCAUUGAAGAAUGGCUGAAGCCGGUCACAGCCUACGUGCUGCCAGCGGGCAUCGGGCAGGCCAGGGCAGAGAUCUUUCACAAGCAGAUUGUCCAGAAGGGGGGUCGCGUCUGCAACCAGCUCUCCUCGGAGGUGACACACGUCAUAGUGGCAGAAGACAUGGACUGUGACCGGGCCUUUCGCCUCCUCAGACUGGCCAAGCUUCCCCUGGGGACCCAGCUGGUGAAGGCGGCCUGGCUGAGCUUCUGCAUUAGAGAGCAGAAGCUGCUGGAUACCACUGGAUACAGCAUCUUCAUCCCAGACAGGUACCUGGAGGAGGGGGAUCUGCCGAAGGGUCAACAGCAGCUCCUGGGCAGUGAGACUGUCCAACCCCAGCCAGAGAAGGAAGCACUGGAGCAGAAGGCUGAAGCACAGACAGCAGCCAUAUUGCCUCAGGGCCCAGCCAUCUCAGUACAGCGACAGGUGGAGGAGCAAAGCCUUCAAACACAGAGGGGCUCUGAUGACGAAGGAAGCGAAGGGGAAGAGACCAGCGUCACUCAGGGAGACCUGGAAGCACUAAUUUCAGGACGUUGCCCUGAGACCUCAUCGGGGCUGUCCAAUGACAGCUGUACCACAGUGCCCCCUGCUGCUGGCAAGUGGGUUUGUGCUCAGUCCUCUGACAGCAAGAAAGAGAAUCACAACGGGCACAUCACAGAGAAGCUGGAAGUGCUGGGAAAAGCCUACACCGUACAGGGGGACAAGUGGAGGGCUCUGGGCUACUCCAAAGCCAUCAAUGCACUCAAGAGCUACCACAAACCAGUCACCUCUUACCAGGAAGCCUGUAAGAUUCCUGGGAUCGGGAAGCGAAUGGCGGAGAAGAUCCUGGAGAUCUUGGAGAGCGGCCACCUGCGUAAGCUGGACCACAUCAGCGAGAGCGUAGCAGUGCUGGAGGUCUUCUCCAACAUCUGGGGAGCAGGAGUCAAGACAGCCCAGAUGUGGUACCAACAGGGCUUCCGGACCCUAGACGAUAUCCGCACCAAGGCUCCUCUGACCAGCCAGCAGGCCAUAGGGUUGAAGCACUACGAAGACUUCCUGGAGCGUAUGCCACGAGAGGAGGCUAAAGAAAUAGAACAGACUGUGCGAGAAGCAGCCCAGUCCCUGAACCCUGGGCUGGUGUGCAUGGCGUGCGGCUCGUACCGACGGGGGAAGGCCACCUGCGGCGAUGUGGACGUUUUGGUUACCCACCCUGAUGGGCAGUCUCACCGCGGCAUCUUCGGCAAGCUGCUUGACAGUCUCCGGCAGAGCGGUUUCCUCACCGAUGACCUGGUGAGACAAGAAGACAGCGGCAACCAGAAGAAGUACUUGGGCGUGUGCCGGCUGCCUGGGCCGGGCCAGCGCCACCGACGCCUCGACAUCAUCGUGGUGCCCCACUGCGAGUUCGCCUGCGCCCUCCUGUACUUCACCGGCUCGGCCCACUUCAACCGCUCCAUGCGAGCGCUGGCCAAGACCAAGGGCAUGAGCCUGUCGGAGCAUGCACUCCACGCCGCCGUGGUGCGCGCCCCCGGCGGCCGCAAGAUGGGGCCCGGCCUUGUCCUGCCCACCCCCACUGAGAGGGACGUCUUCACGCUGCUGGGGCUGCCCUACCGGGAGCCUGCCGAGCGGGACUGGUGAUGGGGCUGGGACCAACCCUAUCCUUCCUGCCCUCCAGGGUGUCAUGGGGGAGCCCACCAGCUGCCCGAUGAGUUCUGCAGGCACCAGCGCCCUGGCGGGGAAGGGGGGUUCCCUGCCAGACACUGAAGGGGGACACUCCUUAAUCUCAUAUCACCGGGCUGCUCCGGGCUCGCUCUGAGGUGGCCCUGGUGGACAGUGGCUGCUGUUGCUGCUUAGUGGCACUUUGUGACUGUCCAGCCAGGCCUGGGAGUUGGGGUGUCACCAGCUCUGGAAUGUAGUUCAGUGCACCUCCGAUCCCAGGAGCCCAAUAGUUACACAUCAGCAGACGUAGCUCCGUAGAAACGCACGAGCUCACCAGACCUCACAGCGUGGGCAUGCUGUGCCUUCCUCCCAUAUGGCGGAUCGCUCAUCUCCCCCUCCCGUGUUUUCUCCAGAAGGUCUCCAGUGCCUCGCUCUGAUGAUGUAGAUGGUGGCUUGGGAAAACAGUGGAUGUAUUGUUUCUUGACUUUAGCAAAGCUUUUGACACGGUCUCCCACAGUAUUCUUGUCAGCAAGUUAAGGAAGUAUGGGCUGGAUGAAUGCACUACAAGCGGCGCCCGGAGAGUUGGCGUGGAUGGGAAAGAGACUGAGCAACAAUGCUGCCUGGCAGGCCCUGGGGCACUAACCCAGACAUGCGCACUGACUUCCCGCCGGGCUCUUUGGUACAGCUGCUGUCUCCUACCCGUCAGUCGGGGGUCUGCUCCCACCCACAGUGGGCUGGUGGAGGCUGAUCGGUGCCCCUUGUGCUGUGCUCAUUGAAAAUCCAGAAUGGGGCUGCAAGUGGAACGCUGCUGUUACCGAUUGCAAGGCCGGAAGGAACCACUGUGAUCAUCUAGUCUGACCUUCUGCAUGGCCGGCCAGAAACCUGCCCCCCGAUACCCCUAGCUCAGAGCUUCGGAGAACACAGCCUGGCUUGAUUUAAAAACUCCGUGGUGGAGAAUCUGCCACGACCCUGGGAAAUUGGGUUCCUGGAAAGGAAGUACAAUAAAAUCCACACGCUCUCCUCCUU
Messenger RNA from Caretta caretta (loggerhead turtle), 2918 nucleotides. RefSeq names its product DNA polymerase lambda (gene POLL). Gene Ontology annotation, molecular function: DNA-directed DNA polymerase activity; DNA binding. Gene Ontology annotation, cellular component: nucleus. Gene Ontology annotation, biological process: double-strand break repair via nonhomologous end joining. Lineage: Eukaryota; Metazoa; Chordata; Testudines; Cheloniidae. The record is from RefSeq and is a predicted model, not a curated record.